Amoebophrya sp. A25 is the source of this 3120-nucleotide messenger RNA. The record is from the annotation of a GenBank genome assembly. NCBI's taxonomy places the organism in Eukaryota, Dinophyceae, Syndiniales, Amoebophryaceae.
AAGCUGUGAGAAAAAGAACAGCAACAGCAGUGAUCAUCUCUUCCUAAAAACGGUGAAACAUAAAACCAUAAACCAACAUGGACCCUUCAGCCUCCGACAUGCCCAAGGAGGCACCAGGUGACGACGCCACGGGUGCGCGUCUCCGCUCACUGGAUGAUCUCGUAGCCAAACUGACUGCCGCAAACGAGGGUGUCUCUCAAGACCGCGAUAGAGAAGCCAAGAAAGCGAAACUGCUCGAAAGGGAGCUGUUGGCAUUACGCGCGUCGACAGAGGAAUUAAGGAAAGUGGCUGGAGAACAGAAGACAUCAUCAACAGAAGCAUCGGAUGUAGCACAGUUACGGCGGGAGCUCAAAGCGAAGACGGACGAAUGCGAAGGGUUAGCGAAGGACCUGCAAGAAGCGAAACAGGGAGUUAAUAUGAAUGGAUUAGUUAGCAAGGAUUUCUGAUUUUGUAUCAUGAUGACUUUAGUUCGUUUACAAGAAAGAUGUUGAUGUACUUACUCCUACUCUAGUACUCCUGUUGAACUCAAUACAUAGGUCUCAACAAAGGCAUAACUUGACUACAUUACUUAGAAGCUCGUCUAUCCCGUGUGUCUACCAUCUCUAAUCCUUCUCCUACUGCUUCCGCCCAGCAGUCCAAGAGCAUCGACGCGAUACUGUCCGCUGACGAUGGUUCUGGGCACGUCGAUAAACUUCGUCAGGUUAUCAAAGCCCAGCAAGAAGAUGUCCUCCGUUUGCGUGAGGAGAUCGUUUUUUUGCGUCUUCAGCCGGUCCGCGUAGAGACCGUUGUGCAGGAGAAGUUUGUGGAAGUACCUACGGUUGACGUGAAGACAGUAGAAGUGGAGAAUGUUGAUAAAAUCACAGUUCUGAUCAUGAAGUGCCGCGAUCUAGAACACGAGAUAUUGUUAUGGGUUGAAACAUUUCAUUUCUAGAAGUCAUUUUUCAGUGUUUCCACCUCAAGAAGGUGAGAAAAUGGAGGCAAGAAAUGAAUUGCUUCAACCUUUAAUAUUGGCGAAGGAUCGGGAGGUUGCUGACUGGAAAGCAAAAUGCGAAAGACUUGAGGCGGCGCCACCGCAAAUUGUGCCUACCGUAGUGGAGAGUGAGGAUUCAGGUACUUCCUUAAAUUAUAAAUCUGGUUGUUCCGAAAAUAAAUUGAAGAAGAGAGUGAUUGAAGUACACGUACUGUUGUACUGUGGUAGGAGGGCUUAUGAAAUAGGAGUAGUGGUAGUGUAUCGGCCCGUACUAAUCCCAAAUAAACCAAAUCGUCCAAAUCCAAAGCGCAACCCUCCCUCAGGAAAAAUCCGCGAACUGCUGUCCCAACUCAACUCCCUGCAAACGGAAACGGUCGAUUUGAAGCGGCGGUUGAUUGAGCAGAGCGAGAAGGUUGACCGAGUUGAAUAUGUAGACCGCGAAGUCUACAUAGAGAUACCUACGGUGAGACCGGGAGAGGGCGAGCACGAGCGCAAGGUAAAGGAAGAGCAAAUGCAACACCUUCUUUCCAUGAAAGAUGACGAGUUGGCGAGACUGCGCCAUGACGUGACAUUCCAUCGGGAGAGUGCUCGUACAAUAGAUUUGAGGGCUUUUCAUUUUUUCUUUUUCGUCUUCAACACCUUCAUUUCUUUUCUUCUUCGAACUCACUCUAAUCCAUCUAGUACUGUAACAUUUACACUUUAUUACGCUCAAAGCACUAAGUAAAACAACCAGUUAGUUUUCACCUCCACACUCUUAGGAUUAUCCCAUGCAACAACAUUUACAUUUUAUUAAAUCAGAACGUCUGGACCGGCAGUUACAAGAAAUGCAGGGCCUGAUCCAGAGCCGAGUCGUGCAGAGCAGCAUUAUGGCCUCAAGUGAUCUCAGAGUUUAAUGGCACCUUCGACUUCGUAAGAAACUUCUCACCUUCUAUCGCGUACGACUCAGUAGGCUAUUUGCUAUUCGGCGUAUCAACCUCUAACACUUCCGACGCCAAAGUGCAGGAUAUUCUUCGGCUCAGAGGGAGCGACCGGCUUCCACCAAUGAAACGCCUGAGCGAGACUCCAGAUGGCACAUGCAGGUAUUUGUUCGGUAGUUUGGUUUUCGACGCGCGCGCUUUUGGUUCAGACGUCGUGGUGUCUUGCGAAGGCGCUCAGUACACUCUGGUCGAUUUCCUCCAGAAUUUCGGAGAACAAGAAUUUGCCAAGCAUCAAGGACCACGAUCAUUAAGGAUCAUCCUAAUCGUCCAUCUUCUAAAGGCUGACGCAUUUCUUGGAGAGGUUCCUGGUCUUUCCAUAAGUGGGAAACAGUUCCAAGAUGAGUCCCAGGAAGAUGGAUUCGGGAAAGCUCUAAGAAGAUCGCCUUUCUUGCCUCCUCCUGUUCCUGAGAGACCUAGUAUGGGCAGACCUGGAGGUGCCGGAAAUGGUCUAGGAGGACCAGGAGGACCGACUCCACCUGGAUUUUCCUAUGGAGGAGGACCGGAUAUGAAUGGACGGCUUGGAGGAGGACCGGCUUAUAUUAUGGAUGUAGAUUGAAAUUCAAGUCGCUCAUCACUUGUAGUUCUGCUUUUGUCGCUGGUCACUGCAGUGGCUUGUAUAACAAAUGUCUUCAGCUUGACCGACGCCCACCACGAUUCAAUAUCAAGCCUAUUCUAACCAAAGCGGAGGAGUAGUGCCAAGUGCGGCGCCAAUUUACCCUUCAGUGAAAGGCGACGAUCAGAUCGGCAGCCUUGUGAGUUGGGUCCUGGGCGAGCCUGAGGGUGGGACUGGCGCUUCUUGAUAUCGUUCUACAUAAUCAUAUUCAUGGAAGGAAAACGUUAACCUAUCUGACUUGGUUUUUAUUACCAAUUGUAGAACGUUGGACUUUUUUUACGUAGUACUGUGUGACAUGGCAUACUCGAAUUCAAUAGUGUGAACAAAAGUUCAGUAGAAUAAAGAUGAUCAAAAUGGAGAGGUGCGUUUCUGAUGAAAUUUUUGCGAUACCUGAGUCGGUCGCAGGCUGCACCUGGAACGCCACUAACUAUGUUGCGCCUGACUGAUUUUCCCCGGAAGAAAGAAACAUAUCAGAGACUUGUACAGCAAAAGGCACACUAGAUUCAUUCGGGAUUUUCAAGACGAUUCGAUAAAGUCGUGUGAACUAUCCAUGACUAUAU